This is a messenger RNA of Paramecium tetraurelia, 424 nucleotides long. RefSeq lists its product as uncharacterized. The record is from RefSeq and is a predicted model, not a curated record. NCBI's taxonomy places the organism in Eukaryota, Ciliophora, Oligohymenophorea, Peniculida, Parameciidae. The transcript has a single exon.
AUCUUAAGCUUUAAAUCUUAAACCCUGAUUCAAUCCUUUUAGAGUUAUUAAUGAACUUCCACUUCCAUUUUACAAAAAAUCAAAAGUUGAUAUGACAUUUUCUCAUUCAUUAGUUAUUGUUAAAUUAUACUGACUCAGAUUCUACUUAAUUAUCAAUCUCCUGUAGUGGAAGAUUGCCAAGACUGAAACCCCAAAUAUGAAAAUACCUCAUUAAUCUGAGAAUUAGCUCAUGUAAGAUGGGUUACUUUAAAUUUUCAAAUAACUCUUUCAAAGCAUUACUUAAAUACUUUGGAAAAAUUUAUUGUUAUUGAAUCUAAAAGCUUAUCUAUAUACCGAUAACAGGAAAUUUGUCAAAGAUCUUUACAAUAAUUUAUUCGAUUCCUUAGACAUCUUAAUAAAUUACAAACCAUUGAGAUAUAUCUGA